CCCUCCUUGUUUUCCCCCUUUCCUCUCCCCCUUUUCCCCCCCCGUCUUUUCCCCCACCCCAGCAUUCCCGUGUGAUCCAGGAUCCUGUGCAAAUGGGGUUGGAUGUGGGCACUGUGGGGUUCUCCAUGACUUCAGCAGCAGCCGCCUGGGAAUCCUCUCCCCAUUCCCCUUUGGGCUGGAGCUUUUUCCCUUUUUCCAGCCAGCUUUGCCUCUGGAAGGGGAGGUAUUCCUGAGAAGUGGACGGUGCUCAAAUGGAAUUAGAGGGGUAGUCGUGAAAUAACACGAGAAGUAGUUAAAAAUCAUUUUAUUGGGGUAAAAAAGUGGCACUUUGGUAUCACUGAUUGUUUAUAAAGCAUUGGGUGAGACAUCACCUAAUUCCCAGGACAUGGAAAGAAAUUCCUCAGAUUCCAGUAGGACCAGGGUUAGGCUCAACAGAUUCCUCAGAGCACCUUUAAAUCCAUAGAAACCUGGAUUGUUCUGGGGUUAGGUAUUUGGGAAAACAUCCCAAAACUUCCACUCUUUUUACAAGCUUUGGGGCGGCUUCAAACAUUCCCGAGAAACAGGGCCCGAUGGAAGGUUGGAAAUGGGCCUUCAAAAUGUGCAGGCUGGGAGUCCAUUUUGAGGAACUCCCGUCAUUUUGGGGAUUUUCAGUGUGUGAACACAAUUAUCCGUCGCGUAAGAGCUUGGAUACAAUUAUCCAUCACAUAAGAGCUUGGAAUUUUAAGUGGAAGGCAUUUUCAGGCGGGUUUUUAGGAUUGCAGUUAACUUCUGCUCAAUCUCGCCUUCCUUUUAUUAUUGCCUGGUGAGGCCAGGAGUCAUUCCUUAAUUCCAGGCGCCGGCUCUGUUUGCUCCAUCCCUAUCCCAGCUUCUGACAGCCCGUGGAAAACCGGGGUUGGGAUUUCAGCCCAGAUUCACCUCACGGUUUUCCCGAGGUGCCGGAGAUCGCUCCGAGGUUGGACUAAACGCUCUCGGAGCGACUCCACGAAGCCCCGGCCGCGCGGAAUCCCGCCGGCUGACGCGGGCUCUCGUUGGCAGGCAGGAGGAGGAGGAGGAGGAAGAUGGAAAGCAACCCCGUCCUGCUGGAAUCCAAGUCGUCCCCCAUCAACCUGCUGAAUGAGAUGCAGCAGCUGCGGCUGCUGGGCCACCUGUGCGACGUCACCGUCAGCGUGGAGUACCAGGGCGUGCGCGCCGAGUUCCCGGCGCACAAGGCCGUGCUGGCCGCCACCAGCAAGUUCUUCAAGGAGGUUUUCCUCAACGAGAAGCCCGUGGACGGCCCCCACAGCAACGUGUUCCUCAACGAGGUGCAGGUGGCGGAUUUCGCCUCCUUCCUGGAGUUCGUGUACACGGCGCGCGUGGAGGUGGAGGAGGACAGGGUGCAGCGCAUGCUGGAGAUCGCCGAGAAGCUCAAGUGCCUGGACCUGUCCGAGACGUGCUUCCAGCUGAAGAAGCAGAUGCUGGAGUCCGUGCUGCUGGAGCUGCAGAACUUCUCGGAGUCGCAGAAUUCCGAGGAGGAGAGCGCCGCCCGCCCGAGCGCCGUGCCCGCGGCGAAGGCCGAGCGGGACUCUCCGGAUUGCUCCGUGGCCGCGCCUGGCCGUGGAGCGUCUCCUGAGGGGCCGGCUGCCAAGGCCAAGGAGAAGAUGGACAAAAAGAAGGAAGCGCUGAAGGCUCCUUACGCCAAGAUCCGCAGGGCGAGCGGGCGGCUGGCCGGCAGGAAGGUGUUCGUGGAGAUCCCCAAGAAAAAAUACACCCGGAGGCUGCGGGAGCAGCAGCGGAACGCCGAGGAGGAAAAGCGGCCCGAGGGCGAGGAGGGGGAGCAGGAGCAGGGGGAGAACUCCCCCAAACCCGAGGGGACCUCCGCGGAAAACCUCCCCGAGGGCGAGGAGGACAAAAAGAAGCGCGGCGGCGCCUUCAAGUGCGGCACGUGCCAGAAGGAGUUCCUGUACGAGAAGAGCUUCCUGAAGCACGUCCAGCAGAGCCACGGCAUCGCCUCGGCGCUGGAGUUCCGCUGCGAGACGUGCGCGCAGACCUUCGCCAACCGCUGCAACCUGCGCAGCCACCAGCGGCACGUGCACAGCAGCGAGCGCCGCUUCCCCUGCGAGCUGUGCGCCAAGUGCUUCAAGAGGAAGAAGGACGUCAAGAGGCACGUGCUGCAGGUGCACGAGGGCGGCGGGGAGCGCCACCAGUGCCACCAGUGCGGCAAGGGGCUCAGCUCCAGGACGGCGCUGCGGCUGCACGAGAGGACGCACACGGGACACAAGCCCUACGGCUGCCCCGAGUGCGAGGCCAAGUUCUCCCAGCCUUCGGCGCUGAAAACCCACAUGAGGAUCCACACGGGGGAGAAGCCCUUUGUGUGUGAUGAGUGUGGGGCCCGCUUCACCCAGAACCACAUGCUCAUCUACCACAGGCGCUGCCACACAGGGGAAAAGCCUUUCAUGUGUGAAACCUGUGGGAAGAGCUUUGCCUCCAAGGAAUACUUGAAACACCACAACCGGAUCCACACGGGAUCCAAGCCCUUCAAAUGUGAGGUUUGCUUCCGGACCUUUGCCCAGAGGAAUUCCCUGUACCAGCACAUCAAAGUCCACACAGGGGAGCGGCCGUACUGCUGCGACCAGUGCGGGAAGCAGUUCACGCAGCUGAACGCGCUGCAGCGGCACCACCGCAUCCACACCGGCGAGAAGCCCUUCAUGUGCAACGCCUGCGGCAGGACCUUCACCGACAAAUCCACGCUGCGCCGGCACACCUCGAUCCAUGAUAAAAACACCCCCUGGAAGUCCUUCCUUGUCAUCGUGGAGGGAGCCACAAAGAAUGAUGAGGGGCACAAAACGGAGCUUCCUGAUGAGGAAUACGAGGUGUCUCCCAAAAUCCCAGAAAAGCUGCUGUCCUUCCCAGAGAACAGCCCCUACCAGAGCCUGGCAGCAGUCCCGGGAAGCGGGAAUUCCAGCAUGGACUGUAAGGCCUCUGGAGCACAGGAGUCCCUGCUGGGAGAACUCACCGUGCUCCACACGCAGACAGACUCUGGGCAGCCCCAGCUCCAUGCCCUGGUGAACAUGGAAUAAUUUGGGAUUGCCUCCUGCUCCUUAGGCUGCACCCCUUGUACAGUCCUUGGCCUGAGGGAGGCUGGUGGUGGGAAGCUGGGAAAGAGUGGAUUUCCAGCUUUCCUCUGGAAAUUCCUUCUCCAGCUCCAUCUACUGAUGGUCGGGCAGGGUGGCACCACACCAGGGAAUUUGUGGGAGUUGAACCCCUAGGAAUUCAGGAGGUGGCUCAGGUACCUUGGCAGUGCAGGUUUGUUUUCCAGGGAAUUCAAUGCCACAUGGACAAUCAGGAGGAACUGAUGUUUCCCUAUGACAUUUGCUGCGUUUUCCCCAGUGGAAUUUCAUCCAGAAGUCUGGCUAAAUUUGCUUUUCAGGAAAUGUUGGUUUCUCUCUGCUUUUGCCAAAGAUCCCGAAGAGUGGGAGCAGCUUUGGAGUUUCAUUCCAGGAGUUUGGAGUCUCUGAGCAGCAAAAAGGGGCAGCCAAGUGCUACUUCCUUGGUUUUACAAUCACGGGGAGACUGGAGCCGUCUGGCACUUGGAUCCUGUCAGUUCUCACCUUCCUGCUGCUCCAGCUCCCAUGGAAUUGGGCACUUAGGAGACCCAAACAUCUCCUAGAAGGAAGUCUGUGAAAAGGAGCUGUGCUGGAAGGGGCUCAGGUCAGAGGCUUGUCCUGCUCCAUUUUAGUGGAAUAGGAUUUGGGACAUUUCCCCUGGGCAGGGAAGGAACCUUGGAGUGUUGUUCCAGAGGGGCUGACUCCCGUUUUUUUGCAACAGCGGCUCACUGUGCUAUGGUUUAAUGCUUCAAACCUUGGGAUGGGCUUCCCAGUGUAAAAACCCACAGCUUUUCCCAUUCUUUUUCCCAUUUCUUUGCCUGUUCCUGUAGUAUUCCCACAGCAAUUCCUCAGCUGAAGCUGUGAGCAGAACUUUGGGAAAGGUAAGCACAAUCCAGCCUGGUGAGAUCCAGCAAUAAAGACACCCCCCCCACACACACCUGUGGCACAGAGAUAUUUUUUGGGAUAAAGGGAUGGUGGAGGCGUUCUCAUGGAAUUCUAAGCUAGAAAAAAAGGGAAUUUUUGUACCAGAGGACAUUUCCAAGAGGUUAUAUUUGAGAUAUUUAUUCCUGCUGGAGCUCAGCUGUUCCCAAUGGAAGGAAAGGGGUUGUAGAUGUAUUUAAGGGCUGAGCACUUGGAUCUGGAGCCGGGGAAUGUUUUGUACUCUGCGAACAUAUGGAAGUGAGUUACUUGUUUGAGCUGUUCCUAUUAAAAUAUGGAAUAUGGA
Motacilla alba alba is the source of this 4308-nucleotide messenger RNA. RefSeq names its product GDNF inducible zinc finger protein 1 (gene GZF1). The record is from RefSeq and is a predicted model, not a curated record. Gene Ontology annotation, molecular function: protein binding. The transcript has 5 exons. NCBI's taxonomy places the organism in Eukaryota, Metazoa, Chordata, Aves, Passeriformes, Motacillidae. Gene Ontology annotation, biological process: regulation of cytokine production; negative regulation of transcription by RNA polymerase II; regulation of immune system process. Bases 1059 to 3056 code for a protein of 665 amino acids.